AUGAGCUCACUCUACUCUGAUAACCAAACAUCCAUCAUGGAAUUCAUAUUCUUGGGAAUUAUAAACAUUAAGCAAGGAAAAGGCUUGCUCAUCAUCCUUUUACUUGGUAUAUAUAUCAUGUGCUUCUUGGGAAACUCACUCAUAAUCACUGUGGCUGUGUUAAAUCAGUCUCUCCACACCCCCAUGUAUUUCUUCCUGGGCAAUCUCUCUUUCCUAGAUAUCUGUUAUUUGUCUGUGACUGUACCCAAAAUGCUAGCAGAUCUUGGAGCUCAGUCUCCAAGCAUUUCUUUUACAGGAUGUGCAGCACAGAUGUACUUCCUUAUUACUUUAUCUGGCAGUGAGGGAUUCCUUUUGGUCUCUAUGGCUGUGGACCGCUACUUUGCUAUAUGUCGCCCAUUGGUCUAUGCUAGAAUCAUGAAUAAAUGGACUUGCUUACAGCUGGCUGCCAUUUCCUGGGCUUGUGGCUUCCUCAAUGCUUCACUCCACAUACCACUCACAUUCCGCUUGUCUUUCUGCCGAACUAAUGGGAUUAAUCAUUUUUUCUGUGACAUUCCUCCAUUGUUGAGCAUCUCAUGCUCUGACACAUGGGUUAAUGAAGUUGCCCUUUUCACAGUGGGUGUAUUUGUAGGGCUUAGUCCUUUCUUCUUCAUCCUGGUCUCCUAUGCGUUCAUCCUUCAUGCUGUUUUGAGCAACCAACAUAAAGGACAGCGUCACAAAGCCAUCUCCACCUGCGCAUCUCACCUUACAGUUGUGAUUCUGUUCUAUGGUUCUGGCAUCUUCACAUAUUUCCGCCCUACCUCUAGCUACUCCCUGGGAAAUGACCAACUCGUUGGGGUUCUGUACAAUAUCUUAACUCCAACACUCAACCCUCUCAUCUACAGUCUCCGGAACAAGGAAGUGAAAAUGGCAAUGAAGAAGUUAGUAAGUGAGAAAAAAUUCUCCUUUGGAAUUUAG
Molecule: messenger RNA, 954 nt
Organism: Hemicordylus capensis (graceful crag lizard)
Lineage: Eukaryota; Metazoa; Chordata; Lepidosauria; Squamata; Cordylidae
Product: olfactory receptor 5V1-like
Exons: 1
Coding region: 1-954 (317 amino acids)
Biological process (GO): G protein-coupled receptor signaling pathway
Cellular component (GO): membrane
Molecular function (GO): olfactory receptor activity; G protein-coupled receptor activity
Source: RefSeq, a predicted model, not a curated record